This is a messenger RNA of Auanema sp. JU1783, 1041 nucleotides long. Lineage: Eukaryota; Metazoa; Nematoda; Chromadorea; Rhabditida; Rhabditidae. The record is from the annotation of a GenBank genome assembly.
AUGGAACACCAAAAUUUGUCUCUUGUCUGGAAAAGCUUCAUUGAAGCAGCAAGAGUAGGAACGGGAAGACAUGGAAGUCGAAACCACAAAGUUCAAGCAUCCAGAACAGCUCUGAACCUCUCCGACCAGUUAGUUACUAAUAACUACAAUACUGGGGAUUUAUACAAGACAUGGUUAGAAAACAUUAAAAAAGUCACAGCGUUUUUAGAAGCAGAUCUUGUAAUGAUAAAGAGAACUGUCCGAGAUCACUUUUCGAUUCUUCAUUCCGGAGAUCAGGCGGACUUCUCCAUCGACUUCACAGAGAAAACAGGAGGGAUGUCUGUUGGUAUUAUUGCCGACAUCGACUUUUGUGGGAUGGCUUCUCGAUUUUACAUCAAAUCACAUCAGAGAGGGCCGCGACCUUCAUCGAUUUCAGUCGCUAAUCGAUAUGUCAGUAUGAAGCCUCCAUUCAUACAAGAAAUGUUUAAUUAUGAGCUUUCUGCGUUGCUCAAACUUGGGGGUGAAGUUCACUACAUCCUUCCUCAACAUUCGAGUAACAAAAAAGCCAUGUAUAUAGCUACCAAGAGUGUUGAAUUCACACUGGCUAAGGACCUAACACGCGCGACAACAAAUUAUGAGGCUAUGUUUAAAAUUUUUUUCUUGGAAUACAUAUUAAGUUUAGAAGAUGUCUUAACAAAUAGUGGAAAUUAUGGACAGAAAUCUCAAGGGCAACCAGCCGUAAUAGAUUUUUGGUUUAAUGAUAGAGAUAACCAUUUGUUUACGGAUGAGCAAGUUUCUAAUUUUUGGAAUGAUAGUGUUCGCAGUCACUCUCGAUUCAUUUCGGAGGGUGUUCGGAAUAUCCAAAGAGAGAGAAAAAAGCAAAUAAUUCGCAGUUCAGUUGAAGAAUGGAACCUUUUCGAGAUUAUAAAUGAAGCGAAAAUAACUGUAGAACAAUUUAUAUCGAAAAACAAUGAAAAACUUGAAGUUAGCGGGGAUCUCGAUGGAUAUGUUGCGUUUCUGUCAUGUCGAAUGACUUCAAGCUUAGUCGACGAAGCUGGGUGA